This is a messenger RNA of Girardinichthys multiradiatus, 2792 nucleotides long. RefSeq names its product sarcoplasmic reticulum histidine-rich calcium-binding protein. The transcript is spliced from 6 exons. Gene Ontology annotation, molecular function: calcium ion binding. Bases 253 to 1224 code for a protein of 323 amino acids. Lineage: Eukaryota; Metazoa; Chordata; Actinopteri; Cyprinodontiformes; Goodeidae. The record is from RefSeq and is a predicted model, not a curated record.
CUGUGUCCUCUCUUUUCCCAGCACACUGCUGGCACACUGCUAGCUCUCCCAGUGUCCUGACCACGGCCCUCCUCUCGCCAGCUCUCUGCAGCCUUGACCCGUAAAGACUCCAGCUUUAUCACAGAUUUUUUUGGAUCGUGCUUUAAAAUUUAAAUUGUGAUUCAAAACGGCAAGUUUUGGUUUUAGGUGGAAGAGCUGAGUAAAGACAAUAGGACAUUUCCUGCUGUUCCAGAGCUGUGUAAGUGUUCCACCAUGGCCUUUAGGAGAAGUUGGGUAGUCGCCCUCCUGCUGGUGCUCCUGUGCCCACUGCAGCCUCCACACUCUGGCAUAGCUAGUGCUCAGGAUGUGAGUGAGGAAGAGGAAGAUGUCGACACCAGACAUGUAGAGGAAGUUGUGGCUGAAGAGGGUGAAACUGCUGAAGGUGGGGAGGAUGCUGAGGAAGACAAUGAGGUAGGUAGUAAAGAAGAUGAUGAGGGGAAAGCUGGAGAAGAAGAGGACAAUGAGGAGGAAGAGGUGGCUGCUGAUGAAGAAGAGGCUGAUGAGCAGGAGGAAGCAGGCGAAGAGACUGGAGAGGUAGAAGAUGAAAAUGAUGAAGAGAAGAAUGAAGGGGCUGUUGAGGAAGAAGAUGAGGCAGUAGAGUUAGAUGAUGAAAAUGAUAGCAAAGAGGAGGAAGAGGUCAAGGAUGAGGGGGCUGCUGAUGAAGAAGAGGAGGCUUAUGAGGAAGAGGCUCCAGAGGUAGAUGAUCGAAGUGAUGAGGAAGAGGAAGACUCUGAUGACGAGGAUGAUGAGGCUGCAGACGAUGAAAUAGAUGAUGAUGAGGAAGAGGAAGCUGCAGACGAAGAGGCAGUUGAUACAGUAGAAAAUGACUUUGAGGAAGAAGAAGCAGAGGAUCAUCCUGCUGAUGAUGACCAAGAAGAUGAAGAAGAUCCAGCGGACAUCCCAACAGAGGAUCUUGGUGAAACAAACGAAGAGGAGGAAACGUCUGACAAACAGCAGUUCCACUCCGGCUCGUUGUGUAGCGUUUGUUCCAUCUGCGAGCAUUGCACUGAACAGUGUGACAAGUGUCCAUGUGCAGAGGGAGACGAGUCUGAUCACUGUGAGCACUGUGAAGACUGCUCAACCUGCUACAUUUGCCCCAUUCUGUGUGAUACAGUUUGCACACCAGGUGGUUUUGUUGAUGAACUAACCGGAUCCAUCUUUCAGUCUCUUUCUUCUCUACUCUGAGCAAAAUGCACGGGGACUUCUUUUAAGAAGAUGAUUGGGAUGCAACUGUUAAUUCAGCGUUAAAACAAGGACUUGAGGUCCAGCAGGAAAUUGUCUUCAGCCAUUGUUUAUGUUUUAAAUAAAGCUGUAAUGUUAUUUUAAACUAGACUUGUAAUUAUAGCUGGGAGAUCAGGUUGUGAGGUUUAUUAAAUUUUUGUAUGAAUUGUACGGUAAGAAAAAAGCUACAAUCACUUCUUUCAUGUUGGGGUAAAAUAUAAAUAAGAGUAGGAAAAACAUAAGGAAUUAAUGUUUAUUGCCACUUAUAUAGCCUGCAAAUGUAAAUAAAAAAGUCAGACAACCAUUUGUGUAUCCCACCACAAGUAACAUCACCUCCUUGUUAAAUCAUGGAUUAUCUGUGUAUAACCACGUUUUUCACUAAUCACUGCCAGGCCCAAUUACUAUCAGAACUGUAGAAGGAAGAAAUUACAUUAACAGAACCCGCCUGACAGAAUGAUGUAGGCCAAAAGAUCUCAAAACCUGAAGAAAUUCAUAAACAGAUGAGAGACAUUGAUAUGUCAGUCUGAAAAGCCAUUUCCAAGGAUUUUGGACUCCAGUGAACCACGGUUAGAGCAGUUCUGGGAGCAUCCCUCCCAAGAGUGACUGGCCUUCCAAAAUUACGCCAAGCGUGCCCUGAAGACAACACCAUUAAACACAAAAUGCAGUUUUUAAAUGAAGGUUUUUAUUAUUAAGGGAGAAAAAAAAAUCCAAACCUACGUGGCCCUGUGUGAAAAAGUGAUUGCCCCCUAAACCUAAUAACUGGUCGGGCCACCCUUAGCAGCAACAACUGCAAUCAAGCAUUUGGAUAAUUUGCAAUGAGUCUUUUACAGCGUUGUGGAGGAAGUCUGGCCCCCUCAUCAUCGCAGAAUUGUUGUAAUUCAGCCACUCUGGAGGAUUUUCGAGCAUGAACAACCUUUUUAAGGUCAUGCCACAGCACCUCCAUAGGACUUUGACUAGGCUAAUUCAAAGUCUUUAUUUUGUUUUUCUUCAGCCAUUCACAGAUGGACUUGCUGGUGUAUUUUGGAUCAUUGUCCUGCUGCAGAACCCAAGUUUCAGCUUGAGGUCAUGAACAGAUGGCCGGACGUUCUCCUUCAGGAUUUUUUGGUAAACGCCAGAUUUCAUGGUUCCAUUUAUCACAGCAAGUCGUCCAGGUCCUGAGCAGCAAAACAGCCACUUCACCAUUUGUGGAUAAUGGCUCAUUGUUGUUGGCUUUGAGUCUGAAAGCUUUAGAAAUAGCUUUAAAACCUUUAUUGAGACUGAUAGAUCUCAGUCACUUUCGUUCUCAUUUGUUCUUGAAUUUCAGCAUGUCUUCUUUUAAUCUACUUUGUCACUUUGUGACACACUUUGUCAGGCAGGGAUUUCUUGAUUGAGAACAGGUGUGGCAGUAAUCUGGCCUAGGUGUGGUUAGAGAAAGUGUGUGAGAAAACACAGUUAAGUUAUGUUUUAACAGGUGGGACAAUCAGUUUUAUUCACACAGGGCCAUGUAGGUGUGGAUUUUUUCUCCCCUAGUAAUAAAAACUGCCUUUUGUGUU